AUGGCUGAUGUGGACGACGAACUGCUUGCUCUGGUGGGGGGCGACGAAUCCUCCGAUGAGGAGGCAGGAGAGGCGUUGAGCAGCAGCCGCCCAGCAUCCGAGUCUCCGGAUCCCGAGGCAAAAAAACAGACAACGACAAAGGCAAAGAAUACAACACCAGCGCCAAAGUCGAGAAAGAGAAGGCAAGACGAUUCAGACGAGGAGGAAGAGGGCGAAGCAUCCUCUGUCGCCGCCUCACCUGCUUCUCAACAAUCUGCACCGAUGGACGAGUCCGACUCCGAAACCGAAGCACUCCAGACUGCCAAUACCAACGCCAAGAUGGAAGACGACGAAGAUAUGAAGUAUCCCAUCGAGGGCAUCUACGCGAGCGAAGCCGAGAAGGAGGAGAUCCUGGCUAUGCCAGAACUCGUGCGAGAACAACUCAUCGCUAGGCGCCAAGAAGAUUCCGAUCGACAACGCCAGAACACCUUGCUACGCCGACUUCUGAAGAGCCAGAACCGCGAGGACGAUAGCCAGUCUGCCAAGAAGCGCAAAGCCAGCUCAGCCGACCUUGACGACGCCCAGCGAAAGGGUUCGCGACAACGUACAAGAGUAGGUGGCUCCAAGGUUGGCGAGACCAGCGCAGGUAUCGAGUCGCUUCGUCGUGCUCGGGCGGAGAAGAGCGAUCGCAUUCGCCGCAGAGAGGAAGACCGUGAGCGCAACCGAGGCCAAUCACACAAUCAUUCCCGAGACCACGACGACGAUGGUGCCAAUAGUGACAGCGAUGUUGAGUGGUCCCGCGAUUCCCGAUGCAGGCCUUCUAGAUCACGGACACCCGAGGUCAGAGAAGUUCCCCUGGCAGAUCAACGCGACAUGGACCACAUUCGACUUGGCCGAAGCCAACUCACAAGAAUCUGCUUCUAUCCCGGCCUGGAGAAGGCAAUCACCGGCUGCUAUGUUCGGGUUUCUAUUGGUCCCGACCGUGAGAUUGGAGAGAAUGUCUACCGUGCGGCCGUGAUCAGAGGUCUCACAGAAGGCAAACCAUAUGCUAUGCACAAGCAGAACGGACAAAGCUUUGUGACGGACCAAUAUGUCAAGGUAGCCCAUGGCAAGGCUGAGCGAGAGUGGCCCAUGAUCCUUUUCUCUGACUCUUCCUUUACCGAGGCCGAAUUCAAUCGCCUCCAGAAGACCUGCCAAGAGGAAGGGGUACCCCUCCCGAAAAGACCGCAGCUAGUCGCCAAGCUCGAUGAGAUGAACGCUCUCAUGAAUCGCUCAUGGACCGAUGCAGAAGUCAAUGAAAAGCUCGAGCGAGAGAAACGCCUGACGAGAAAAUAUGACUCAUGGGAGAAAUCUCGGCUGCAGAACAAACUCGAGGAGGCCAAGCGUUGGGGUGAUGCGGCGCGGACGUCUGAACUUCAGGCUCAACUAGAGCAACUCGAAGCUCUGCCGCGCCUUGCCUACAAGACUAGUCUGUCCCAGACCAAGAUCGCGAGUCCGGCGGUACCGUCUCAGCAAGACCGGCUUGCCCUGCUGAACGCCGAGAACCGACGGCGUAAUACUGAGGCAGUUCGCAAGGCUCAGAUGAUGGAGCGACACAAAGCCCGCCAGAGCCAAAUGGAGGAUGCCAACGAGUCUCGCGAGCGGAAGUCGACGCCCACCGGCGGCAGUGGUGCCUCGACGCCGGCCAAUGGCACACCGAAGCUCGGAGCCUCCAGCAAGGCGCCGUUCCUUCCCCAUAUUCAAAAGUUGCAGCUACAGAAUCACCAGGCCGUUAAAGACAAGAAGGGCGUCCCUCAGAUCCACAAGCCUCUGGUUGAUGAUGACAUCAUUGCUGCUAUGGACCUCGAUAUUGAUAUCGAUAUCGACUAA
Anthostomella pinea is the source of this 1848-nucleotide messenger RNA. The record is from the annotation of a GenBank genome assembly. Lineage: Eukaryota; Fungi; Ascomycota; Sordariomycetes; Xylariales; Xylariaceae.